Molecule: messenger RNA, 3461 nt
Organism: Bombina bombina (fire-bellied toad)
Lineage: Eukaryota; Metazoa; Chordata; Amphibia; Anura; Bombinatoridae
Gene: SNTB1
Product: syntrophin beta 1
Cellular component (GO): dystrophin-associated glycoprotein complex; intracellular anatomical structure; synapse
Molecular function (GO): protein binding; structural molecule activity
Source: RefSeq, a predicted model, not a curated record
UUCCCAUGACUGAUCUGCCCACAGCACAUUAUUAUGUAGUAUUUGUUCUGCCUUGUUUGCUGAGAUCUUCUCGGGUUUCCCAGCUUUUGCUCCACCCCACGGGGAUCAGGAGAGAGAAAGCGAUUAGUUGGCACUAAAACUAUUUCAGUGUGUGUGAACUCUGCGAGUAAAGUCCUGUGUGCGCUCCCAUACUGCAGGGAGAAUGAUCCUAUCAUGGCUGUAGCAGUGACAGCAGCCCCUAGCAGCCGGGGGCACAGGAGUGGUUUGCUGGAAGUUCUGGUCAGGGACAGAUGGCACAAAGUUCUGGCCAACUUGUGUGAGGACAGCCUGGUCCUGAGCAGCGAGGACAGGGGGGCAGAGAACAUCAACUACAAUGGGAUAACCAAUGGCUCCUACAGAACCCCUCAAGACUCAGUGUCCAGCAGCCCCAAGGGAGUGAGGACAGCCCUGACCGACCUUCCAGAGCAGGUGCCAGAUGCUAUAGCAAACAAGAAACGUGGGGUGAAAGUGGUGAAGCAGGAGCUAGGGGGGCUGGGCAUCAGCAUCAAGGGGGGCAAGGAGAACAAGAUGCCCAUCCUCAUCAGUAAGAUCUUUAAGGGGCUGGCAGCAGACCAGACGCAGGCACUCUAUGUGGGGGAUGCUAUACUCUCUGUCAAUGGGGUGGAUCUGAGGGAUGCCACGCAUGAUGAGGCUGUGCAGGCACUGAAGAAGGCUGGCAGGGAGGUGAUUCUGGAAGUCAAGUACAUGAGAGAAGCAACUCCGUAUGUGAAAAAAGGCUCUCCAGUAUCAGAAAUUGGAUGGGAAACUCCUCCACCUGAAUCUCCACGAUUAGGAAACCCUUCAAAAUGUCCACCCUCACCUGUAUCACUGUCUAUCCAGGGAGACAGAAGGAAAAUCCCACUCAAGAUGUGCUUUGUCACCCGGAGCAUGACGGUGUCUGAUCCAGAAAAUAGACAUGUUGAGCUGCAUUCACCCGAUGCCAAGCAUACAGUGGUCCUUAGAGGUAAAGAUCCAGCGACAGCACAGACCUGGUUCAAUGCAAUACACUCAUCUGCUGCUGAUCUGGUCACUAGAGUAAUAGCAGAAGUCAAGGAACAGCUGGGGAAAACAGGAAUUGCUGGAGGCCAAGAAAUUCAUCAUUUGGGCUGGCUCGCCGAAAAGGUGGUCGGAGAGAAUGACAAGCUUUGGAAGCCAGCACUUAUAGUUCUAACAGAGAAGGACUUACUGAUGUUUGACAGCAUGCCACGAAUUAAGGAUGCAUGGUUCAGCCCUGCACAUACAUACCCCCUCAUAACCACCAGGUUAGUCCAUUCUGGUCCAGGGAGGUCUUCUCUGCCCGGCACAGAGUUUUCAUUUGCAACACGCACAGGAUCCAGGCAGGGGAUAGAGACCCAUCUGUUCAGAGCCGAGACAAACAGAGACUUAUCACUGUGGACAAGACUUAUUGUUCAGGGCUGUAACAACUCAGCCGAGCUGGUUAAAGAGAUUAUUACCCCUUGUACAUACAAAAGUCAAGAGUGUCAAUUGGUCAUAAAUUAUGAACAUGGAUUCUCUAUAGGCACAGAGGCUCCGGAUGGUUCAUUCUCUACUUUGGCACAAUAUCCUUAUGAAAAACUUAAAAUGUCUUCAGAUGAUGGAGUUAAAAUGCUAUUAGAUUUUGGUGGCAAAGAAGGAGAAAUUCAACUGGAUCUUCAUUCUUGCCCAAAGCCUAUAGUUUUCAUCAUCCAUUCGUUCCUCUCGGCUAAGAUUACAAGACUUGGCUUGGUGGCAUAAAAAUGAGACUCUUGAAGAAGGCAUCAGUGAACAGGCCUGCUAGACAUCUGAAUAUAGACAGUAGAUAGGAUCUACAAAGUACAGUAUGUGGUAUAGGAAUUUGGUGUGGGGAUCAAGCCAAGGUGAAUGUAUACACACACAGAUGUCAGACCCAGUUGUCAAGAAUGAAGCCCAACAGAAAAGAAGCCAAAAAGAAAUCGAUCAAUAAAUCGAUAAUAAUAACCACAAAUUAGAGCAAUACAUGUGUUGCUCUGAAGCACUUUAAAAAUGAGCAAAUUUGCUUUUGUCAACCUUAAGAUAUCAAUAAGACUAAUUUUUGUUUGGCAGAUUAACCAUUUAUUUUCAAUAUAGGUGUUAACACUUCUAAGGCACAGCUUCAUUAAACAGAAUAAAUUACAAAUCUGAAGAAUCUGGUAUAAACUGACCAGAACCUACCACUUCUAAGUCUACUAAUAGGCUAAUUAUUAACAUGUUUAUAUGUGCUGUUCUAGCAAUGUUCACUUUCCAAGAUGAAUACCUUAAAAAAAAAAGAAAAUAACACAGGUGUUUUCCACUCUUUCCUCGUAAUAGCUUAAAGGGACGUUGUAAUACAAUAAUUGCAGCAUUGUGUAAUUUCUGCUCCUGACCAUCCAUAUUCUGCUCCAACUGAGUUUGACUUUACCUUUGCAGGGGGAUCAAACACAUAAUAAGCUAGUGUCAGUAAUGCAAAAAUCACAUGCACAAUAAUAAAGUGUUUUAGAAUGUCCCUUUAAAUAUGUUUUUUUCCUCUCUGUUACUGCAUAUCUUUAGAUUUGUUAAAGGGUAGGGUUUAACAAAAGAAACUAAAUACCUUACAGAAUGGCAAAAAAAACAAUGAUUGUCAGUUACAAUGGUUUAUAUAUUUUAGUAACAGUGGAAAUGUAUCUCAAAAGAACACAGACUGAAGGAUUCCAACAUCUGUUUGUUUGACACUUCAAAUCAUGUCUGUGUCCUUGUAAGAGAACUAGAAUUGUUUGACUGAGAUGUGUCUUACUUUGCCAAAAUUGGCAGUUGGAUUUAAUAUUGAUCUUUAUUGGCAUCUCAGCCACCAAUGAAAUGGGUUCAUCAUGUAUUUCUUUAAGUUCAUUGGACAAUGUAUAGUCAAGUGUACGGUGUAUAAGAGGAAUCUAAGAGUCGGUGAGAUGUAAUAUGGUACUGUCACUGCACAUUAUUAUUCCAGAUAAUAAAAAAAUCUAGAGACGAAACUUCAUAUGCAAUGAAUUUCAUUCUGCAAACUAAAACUGUUUUGAUUUGAAGGACUUAUCUGAAUUAUUUUAUUGUAUCAUUUUUAAACAAAAAAAUAUUAAAACAGAAUUAUGAUUUUAUGCAAAGAAACAAAACAAAAAAGAUUUUUAAAGUCUUUAACACUACAUCAUAAAACUAUUACUACAACUGAACUAUACACUCCUAUAACUAUUUCAGUAAGGAAAUAGUUAAGUGCUAGGCUGCUUAAAUUUUUUUCCCUAAAUGUUAUGCACAAAACUCUUGGCUUCUCUACAACAGAUGUAAAAUAAAAUCUAAAAUGUUGACAAAAUUAACCAGACUAAUAAUUAUUUUGUUAGAUUUAUCUCAUUUGAAUAAAAAAAAACAUUUUUUAUUAUAUUAUAAUUGUAAUUUUAUGGUUUCCUGGCAAAAAUACAAUUAUUGUAAAUAAAAUUGUAAAACAUUUA